Molecule: messenger RNA, 1802 nt
Organism: Syngnathoides biaculeatus (alligator pipefish)
Lineage: Eukaryota; Metazoa; Chordata; Actinopteri; Syngnathiformes; Syngnathidae
Gene: hsbp1b
Product: heat shock factor binding protein 1b
Exons: 4
Coding region: 150-386 (78 amino acids)
Biological process (GO): cellular heat acclimation
Cellular component (GO): nucleus; cytosol
Molecular function (GO): transcription corepressor activity
Source: RefSeq, a predicted model, not a curated record
AGUUCCUUCUCGCUUCUUUCAGCGGAACAGCUGACUGCGCAGUUGGUUGUGCCAGCGGAUUCCUAGCUAGUAAUCGAACAGGAUAAACGUCGUUUUGUGUGAACUACAUUAGGGUUUGCGGGGUUUUGGAUAUUUAUUCAGGGCAGAUAAUGGCUGAUACGGAUCCUAAAUCAGUGCAGGACUUCACAAAUGUGGUCCAAACCUUGCUGCAACAAAUGCAAGACAAGUUCCAGACUAUGUCAGACCAGAUUAUCGGAAGGAUUGAUGAGAUGAGCACGAGGAUUGAUGACUUGGAGAAGAACAUUGCAGACCUGAUGACCCAAGCAGGCGUAGAAGAAAAUGGGGGAACGCCUGAAAAGCCGAAAGAAGGUCAAGGCUCUUCAUGAAGGUCCAGAGACACAACAGCCUGAUCCUAUGUACUGGAGCAGCAAAAUUCCUAUCCUGAAAAUGACAUUGACUUGUGUGAUAUCUAUUUUUUUUUUUUUUAAACCGACUGUUGUGACAAGUGGUUGUAUUGAUGUAAAGACAAGUGGAAUGUUGUUUGUAAGAUAGAAAAGUGUGUUUUUCCUGUUAGAACUUUAGUAGUGCAAGAAUACAAAUGGGUUUUAUGCACAUAUAGGGAUAUUGUCCAAUGUUGUUUAUAGAUUCUUGUGAAAUGAAAUGCCGGCUGAUUGAGACAUUGUUGCCCAGGCCUGUCAUGACAAUACUGCCACCAGAAAGUAUACACACCCUUUUUUCAGCAUAUUUUGCAGUGUUUUUUUUUUUUGAAAAUCGGGUAGAGUAGUUUUCCAUCCUUCAAUUUUCUUAGCCGCUUAUCCUCACAAAGGCUGCGGGGAGUGCUGGAGCUUAUCCCAGCUUUGAGUAGUUUUACAAACAACAAAAAGUAUCCCAUAAUGACAAGGUAAAGGUAGUUUAAGACAGUUGUGCAAAUGUAUUGGAAAAUGUAAAUGGUCAAACAUAGCUGCAUAAGUAUAUACACCGUUGGUUUGAUAUUAUGUUGAAGCACGUUUGGCACCUUUCUACUUUGGUUUCAUCAGACCAGAGAAUUUUAUACUUGCACGUCUGAAAAUAUUUAAGGCUUCCAUCUGGCCACUCUAUCAUAAAGACCUUUCAAGAUUCUUCUAUCUCUGCAAGGGAACAUUGGAGCUCUGCCUUAGCGAUCAUAUGGUUCUUGUUCACCUCUCUGACCAAGGUGCUUUUUCUCCAGCUACUCAGCUUAGUCGGAAGGCCAGAUCUAGGAAGAGUCCCAGUGGUUCUAACUUCUUCCAUUUCUGAAUAAUCGGGACCUUCAGUGCUGCUGAAAAUCCUUUUGUAUCCUUCCUCAGAUUUUCGCCUUGACACAGUCUGGUCUGAGGUCUGCAGACAAGCUGCAUUCCUAUGUUUCUGCUUUGAUAUGCGCUGCCAAAUACGAAACCUUUAAAUAGACAAGUGUGUGCCAUUCCAAAUUCUGUUACAUCAACGAAAUAUAUAACGGCUGGACUCUAUUGAACUUUUAGAAGCAUUCAGGAUAGUCAGAUGCACCCGGGCAUAAAGAUGUGAUUACAUAUGUACCUAUUAUGUUUGAAUGUUUACAUCUUUUAUACAUUUACAGAAAUGUCUGAAAAUGUUUACUUUGUCAUUAUGGGCAAUUUUAUGUCGGUGUGAAUACUUUCUGGUGGCACUGUAUGUGACUUUGCAGGCUAAUAAGAUUAACACCUGACCUGCAUUUUUGAAACUGUUCAUGUACCGUGAGAUGCAUUCCUCUUAGAUUUUCUAUAAAAUAUAUUUGGUGCUAGGUGCUGAUCAGGAGGUGAUUUUGUAAA